GAUCAAGGUUGAGGAUUAAAAUCUCCCAUCAUGCAUCAAUUCAAAAUGGCCACCAAAUUUGGUCAAGCUACUAGUGUACUACAAAAAGCAAACAGCCGUGAAAAUUCACGCUGAAAUUAGACACAAUUUAGCCCCAAAACAGUGUAAAUUUUCCGUGCUUUUUGAGAGAAGGUACAAUGUACAAAUAUAAAACAGGCAAGCGACGGUCAUCGCAGCUUCCUCCAAAGAAGAAGCUCAAGACUCAGCCGCCGCCACCGGUUGUCGAUGAGUUCGAAUUCAAAGACUCCAGUAGUGAAGAUGAACAACCACCGCCAUUACAACUUGGUCGACGGGCUUCAAGCACUGAGGCAAUCAGUCCACGUCUCAGUCAAAUUUCCCCAAAGGUGGAAAGCCCGAACUCAGGAGAUCAGUGGAAGAGUCCUCCAUACGCACCUUUCAGUGACUUUGGGGACUCUACUUCUCCAACUGAAGAUAAACCCAUGAUGGGGUUCGGAAUGUCAUCAUCAACAAAUUGCUUUUUCCAGACGGACAGCCAGAAUUCCGUGGAUGGCUCGGCUUCUUUGUCUGUUACGGCAUCCCCACCGAAGGAAGAACCUGCCUUUGGUGGUGGCAAAUACAGUAUUUCAGCACAGAAUAUGAUGGCCAAGAUGGGAUUUAAGAAGGGCAAAGGUCUUGGUCGUCUUGGUGAAGGCCGUGUUGAUAUCGUUGAAGCCUCUAAGCAGCGAGGGAGGAGAGGCUUGGGCCACAUCACUGAAGGGUUCGAGGCCCAAGAUGAUCUGGUGUGGGAUGAAAGAGAAGAGAUCUCUGUUCAUGAAACCUUCACAUGGAUGCCGCCCUGUAAUGCUAUAGAGGAGUAUGAGUUGUCCCAAUGGCAAGAAUGGAAAAGGGAAAAGAGAAAAGACUUCAUCGAUGACGAAACCCAUUUCUGCAAUCCAGAUGUACUGAGGAAGCUGUUGAAAGCAAAGUCAGCAUUCGACAAGCUUGAAGAUCCCGAGGAGAUGAGGCAAGCAAGGACACGCUCCAAUCCUUACGAGACCCUCAGGGGAGGUAUCUUUCUCAACAGGGCUGCCAUGAAGAUGGCCAACAUGGACUACGUCUUCAACUUCAUGUUCACAUCGCCAAAAGAUGGGCAUGAGAGAUCUUUAUGUGGUCACAAUGAGAUUCUGUACUUUUCGGAUAUCUGCGCCGGCCCCGGAGGCUUCUCAGAGUACGUCCUGUGGAGGAGGAAGUAUAGAACCAAGGGUUUCGGGUUCACCAUCAAGGGUCCAUGUGACUUCAAGCUGGAGGAAUUCUUUGCUGCAUCACCGGAGUACUUUGAACCUCAUUACGGUGUCAAUGGUGCUGACGGUAAUGGGGACAUCAUGAUGAGUGAGAACCAGAUUGAAUUCCGGAGGUUUGUGUAUGAGAACACUGACAACAAGGGGGUGCAUUUCGUCAUGGCUGAUGGGGGGUUCUCAGUGGCUGGUCAGGAGAACAUUCAAGAAAUACUGAGCAAGCAGCUUCUCCUGUGUCAAUUUCUUGUUGCACUCUCAAUUCUCAGACAAGGUGGUAGUUUUGUAUGCAAGACCUUUGAUCUCUUCACUCCGUUCAGCAUCGGACUCAUCUAUCUUUUGUACAGAGCUUUCUACAAAGUGUGUUUGUUUAAACCAGUCACAAGCAGGCCUGCCAAUUCGGAACGUUACAUUGUGUGCAAAGGAAUGCGGUCUGGUGCCCACCUCAUCCAUGAUUACAUGUUUGAGCUGAACAAGCAGAUGAACAGACUAAAGAACAGCAGUGAUGACAUCUUGGAGGUGGUACCCCUAGAGGUCAUCAAAGCUGAUGAGCAGUUUACUCAGUACAUUACUAAGCAAAAUGAACUCCAAGCUCAAACUCAGGCCCAAGGUCUUGCCAAGAUUCAAGCGUUCGUCCGUAACACCAAGCUGUUAGAGCCGAGGCAGGCUGAGAUGAGAGAUGAGUGCCUUAGGUUAUGGGGGGUACCAGGGGAGACAAGGUCAACACCUAAGCUUCCAGACCCAAUGACAAAGUUUAAUCAACUCAAUAAGGAUGCGAGCAACGACUACUUCCAGCACACUCCAAUGAUACUAGACAGAGAGAGUCUAUGUAGAAAUAUCCGCAGUAUCUUUGACUACCGCUGUAUGGUGUCUAGUGGGGAGAGAAUCUACGUCAUUGGGAUAGGGAGAUCACAUGUAUUCCAGUGGAAUGGAAGGCCUGCCACUAAAUGGACCAAGUUUGACAAGAGGUGUAACCUGAGACUACCUGGAGAUACGCUGUUUGAAGCCGAGCUGGUAGAGGAACUGAGAGGCGAGGGCUCUGGACAGAGAAAGUCUUAUGCUCUACAUAUGCUGGAUGCAAUGUGGCUUGGAGGAGAGGAUGUAAGACAUCUCCAUUUCACUGAGAGAAUCAUCAAGGCUGAGUUGUUUGUCAAGGCUAUACACAAGCCCACCAAGGCUAGCCAGACACCAUUGAGGGUCAAGGAAGUCUACCGGUUUGAGGAGAUUAAUAAGAUCUUCGACAGACUUGAAUUCAAGCAAAUAAAGGGUUCCGGACGGCAGCAACGAUUGUGCUUCAGAAACAACGCAGACAGACACUUCAUUCCCGCAGGGGUGUAUCUCAUUAAAACUAUCAACGAGCCAUGGACAAUGCAUUGGAGUAGGACGAAUCAGAGAAAGUAUUUCUACAACGCCAACACAAGAGAGUCUAGGUUUGACUGCCCACCAGUCUCAAUCUCAUCAUUCAGAGCUUGUCACUUGAACAGACUGAUGUGGGUGUGGGAAGAAGGAGUUCAAAUUCACGAGAGUCAGACGGUAUACGAUCAAGAGAAACUCUCAAAAGAUGAUUUAUUGGACCUCGUCAACAGGCAGCGGAAACCAGAAUGAGACAACCCCCCCCCAACCUCUACCGAGCCAAAGUGCUUCAGAUCUCAAAGAGUCAGAUGCCAUUACGACAAAGAGAGACUUCCCAAGGGUUACUUACUGGACCUCUCUGAGAGGCAGUUUAACCCAACUCCCCCCUCUGCCCUCAACUCUUUACUCACUCUAACCUCCUUGGUGUUUGGCUCAAGGAGAUUCAGACACCCACCGCGAGAAACUUUCCAAAAUCAAAUCACUGGCUGAGCCAGUGGAAACCUGAAUAAGACCCAGCCAUCCCAGUCAUGUAUGCUUCGUUUUUGAAAGGGCAAGGGUACCAAGGCAUUUUUCUCCUUGGUAAAGGGCACUGUAUGAGGAAA
This is a messenger RNA of Asterias rubens (European starfish), 3226 nucleotides long. Its product is annotated as cap-specific mRNA (nucleoside-2'-O-)-methyltransferase 1-like. The transcript has 20 exons. The record is from RefSeq and is a predicted model, not a curated record. NCBI's taxonomy places the organism in Eukaryota, Metazoa, Echinodermata, Asteroidea, Forcipulatida, Asteriidae. Gene Ontology annotation, biological process: 7-methylguanosine mRNA capping. Gene Ontology annotation, molecular function: protein binding; nucleic acid binding; methyltransferase cap1 activity. Bases 177 to 2876 code for a protein of 899 amino acids. Gene Ontology annotation, cellular component: nucleus; cytoplasm.